Messenger RNA from Strongylocentrotus purpuratus (purple sea urchin), 481 nucleotides. Its product is annotated as lactadherin-like. The record is from RefSeq and is a predicted model, not a curated record. The transcript has 3 exons. Bases 1 to 462 code for a protein of 153 amino acids. Lineage: Eukaryota; Metazoa; Echinodermata; Echinoidea; Camarodonta; Strongylocentrotidae.
AUGAAACUGCAAGGGAAGCUGGAAAUCAAGUUGCAAGUCAAGUUGCAGGGCAAGUUGGAGAUCCACCUGCAAGUCAAGUUGCAGGGCAAGUUGGAGAUCCACCUGCAAGUCAAGUUGCAGGGCAAGUUGGAGAUCCACCUGCAAGUCAAGUUGCAGGGCAAGUUUCAGAUAGAUCUUGGAAAGACCUCUACCGUCACUGGUCUUAUCGUACAAGGCAGAUACAACCUGACACAAUGGGUUACGUCUGUAAAGGUGUCCUAUUCGCUGGAUGACGUGACAUGGACUUAUGCUUUGGAACCACAAUGUGGUGAACAAAAAGUCUACGCAGCAAACUACAAUGAAUACACUCCCGAGACUAUACUAUUCCCUCGACCAAUCACUGCUCGAUACGUCAGAAUACACCCACUCACGUGGCAUGGGCACCAGGCCAUGAGAUAUGAAGUUCUUGGCAUAGCUGGAUAGACUGAAGUUUUAAAGCAUG